Prorocentrum cordatum is the source of this 1440-nucleotide messenger RNA. Lineage: Eukaryota; Dinophyceae; Prorocentrales; Prorocentraceae. The record is from the annotation of a GenBank genome assembly.
GAGCGCUGCUGGGCGCACUUGGGCGGCCUGGUUGACUUGUUCCGACACAGCGAUGCGCACUCUCCUGGCCCGUUGCCGCCCAUCGGGAAUGUGAUCUAUGAGAUUUGGGGCGUCAGCGGCGACAUCAUGAACAUUCCCGCGGUGAAGAGCCUGACCCUGAAGGCCAGGGGCACGCUCUUCUCUUCCCCCUUGUGCGAGUCGCCCCUGCCAGUGAAAUGGGAGGCCGAUUAUCAGGCGACCUUGAAGCAGGGCUUGGGAGCGACAGCCCGCGAGCAGCUCGAGAUGCUCUUGGAGGAUGCCAACGCGAAGGAUGAGGACAAGAGCGGCCUCCUGGAGUUUGCACUUGUCUACAAGACCAAGGCGGGCGACGGCUGUUUGGCGUGGGCCCUCGAUCCGUCAGUCGGGCUCGUGCGCUUGCGCAGGCUUCUCGCGUGGGAGCCUAAGCAUGAGCGGGGCUUCGCCGUGCCGCUUCUGGACAAGAAAUCCAACUGGCAGGACUGCGACCCCGACGCGGUGGCCGCAGGGGCUCGUUUUCUGGGCGAGGCGAACUACCCGCUGGAGCAGCUCCCAGGGAAGUCUGCGAGCAGCCCCGCUAGGGACUACAAGGCCAUUGCAGACCUCAUGGAGUCAGUUUGGGUACGUCGUCCCUGGGCUGAGAUGUGCCACCUGCGUCUCGGUACUGCGUUGGAGGCCGCCCAGCCGGGUGCCAUCAUGCCGUGGGAACCCUUGGAUCAGCAUUCCUUCGACGGCGCGGCGUGCAAGCUUGCGAGGGCGCACAGGCAGAAGAUGAAGAAGGUCCCCGCGAACAUCUCCGCGAUUACAGCUCUGGCAUCAGUGCAGGAGCCGCCGGUUGCAGCCGACCCUCCGACUCCGGCGGCGAGCCCCGCGGAUGGAAAGAAGGAUGACGGCGUCGUGGGUGCCGCAGGACAUUCUAUCCCUGCGGAUGGCGCCGCUGCAGGCGAGGGGGGCAGCGCCCUCGCGGGGGCCGCCGAGCCCGUGGAGCCCCCUUUGAAGAAGUGCAAGAUAGAGCCGCAGGAAAAUGGGGGUGCCGAGGGCCAGCAAGGCGCAGAGGCCUGCGACGCAGCGGGCUCGGUGGCGACUGCAGGCGCCGAAGACGCUGAGCAGUUGGUGCCCGCUGGAGGCGCGGGAGCCGCUUCUGCGGCACAGCCCGCGGAGCCCCCCCGUGCGGACGCGAGCCCGGUCGAGCAGAAGCCAGCGGCCGAACCCGCCAAGGCUGGCGAGUUCAAAGUCGGGGACCACGUCCGCAUCUCUGCGACCAAGAACGUGGCGCAGUAUAAUCAGAAAAAAGGCGCGGCGAGCUCGGCUGGCGCCAAGGAGAGCGAGGCUGGGGGCCCAGAGACUGGCGGGGCUGAGGGGCCCGCGCAGAAGAAGGUGAAGUCCGAAGAUAAGGCUCGCGAGUUGUUCGGCGACCUCUCCGAG